Molecule: messenger RNA, 1008 nt
Organism: Colletotrichum karsti
Lineage: Eukaryota; Fungi; Ascomycota; Sordariomycetes; Glomerellales; Glomerellaceae
Product: arginase family protein
Exons: 6
Coding region: 1-1008 (335 amino acids)
Molecular function (GO): agmatinase activity; metal ion binding
Source: RefSeq, a predicted model, not a curated record
AUGAGAUUGAGCAACAUCCUCAUCUUGAGUCUGACGACUCAGAGCGCUGCUCUGAAUCCUCUUGACAUCGCAAUCUUGGGGUUUCCCUACGACACGUCGACUUCCUAUCGCCCAGGGGCUCGUUUCGGCCCAAGAGGCAUCCGUGCUGGAUCCUCGAGGGAAAAGAAAGGUCGCAGCUACAACACCGUCUGGGAAGUCGACCCAUAUGAUCAGGGUCUUGAGAUUAUUGACUGCGGCGACGUUCCCAUUACACCUUUCGACGCCAGCCACGCGUUCAAACAGAUGGAGCAGGCAUAUCGCCAGAUUCUCUACCAUGAGACGUCAGAGAAGAAUGACUGGGAGCAUCCGAGAAUUAUCAGCCUCGGCGGAGAUCAUUCCAUCGUUCUUCCAAUUCUUCGUAGCUUGAAAACCGUGUACGGGCCGGUUUCUGUCAUACAUCUAGACUCUCAUCUCGAUACAUGGGAUCCGUAUGAGGGAUACACAGGCAUCGUGUCAAACCAGUCAGCCAUCACCCAUGGUACCUUCUUCUGGCAUGCGAGUCGAGAAGGAUGUGUGAGCAAAGGAACCAGCAUUCAUGGAGGCUUGAGGACGAAGCUGUUUAGCCCAAACGACUACGUAAUCGACAGAGACGUCGUAGGCUUCACCAUAAUUGAAGCUCACGAGAUUGACGAUAUUGGCAUGAAUGCCAUCGUUGACAAGGUUCUAAAGACUGUUGGCGAUACACCGGUGUAUCUGUCAAUCGACAUUGAUGUUUUGGACCCCAGCAUUGCUCCGGCAACUGGGACGCCGGAGUCGGGUGGCUGGACUACUCGAGAACUCAAGCGGUUUCUGAAAGGCCUCGAGGGUCUCAACAUGGUGGGCGCAGACGUUGUAGAAGUCAGUCCGCCAUACGACACAGCAGCAGAGACGACUUCUGUGGCUGCUGCAGACUUGAUCAUUGACAUCUUGGCGGGAAUGACUAAGAAAAGAAGGUUUGAGAGCGGCCCGAGGAGGAAAGACGAGUUGUGA